Messenger RNA from Archocentrus centrarchus (flier cichlid), 2660 nucleotides. Its product is annotated as interferon-induced, double-stranded RNA-activated protein kinase-like. Gene Ontology annotation, biological process: eiF2alpha phosphorylation in response to endoplasmic reticulum stress. Gene Ontology annotation, molecular function: ATP binding; eukaryotic translation initiation factor 2alpha kinase activity. The record is from RefSeq and is a predicted model, not a curated record. Lineage: Eukaryota; Metazoa; Chordata; Actinopteri; Cichliformes; Cichlidae. The transcript has 17 exons. Gene Ontology annotation, cellular component: nucleus; cytoplasm. Bases 542 to 2311 code for a protein of 589 amino acids.
AAUAGUACCGCUGGUGAAGUCAGUCUCAGUUUUAUACUGGAUCACAUCAAGCCAAGGAGCUCUGAGCCAAAAUAAAUACAGGAAUUUAUAAAUACAGGGAUGCACAGUGUGGAGUUUAGUAUAGUUAUGUCAGUUUAAUAAUUUUUGAUUCGAUUUUGCUUUCAUGUUCAGUUUCCAUCUCCGUGAAUGAUAAGGCGUGGACACCGGGACAUGACGUUUCCACCGAGAAAUCGAAACUUAAACGCGGCUGAAUCUGAGUGCGCGGUCACGGAAACGUGGAAGCAAAGCGACAAAGACAUACUAUUAUGCUCACUUUGUGACCUGUCGCUGCUCUGCGCAGUUUUAAAUUCCUACUUAAAUUCCUUUUGUUGUUGUUGUUGGGAACUGGGAGACCAUGUAGGAGUGAGGAUUGGAGGUGAGACCGGUGCGACUUGGCUCUAAAGGUCAUUACCACUGACAUUCAAAUUUACCACCACUCCUAAAGAGUAAAGUGCCGGCGGGGAGGAAACAAAACAGCGGAAAAUACUCUGCUGUGUUGGAGAUGGAGCAACCGGCCCCAGCUGAUUCUACAGAGAAUGCAGCUGCAUCACUUCUUCAAACAAAUAUUCCUGACUAUGUAAGCUGGCUCUAUGAGUAUGGUCACAAGAAAAAGAUCCUCAUAAAGGCUAAGGAGUCGAUACAUUUUGGCAAAAAUCCACGAUGCUGUAGUUUUGUGGUUGGUGAGAAGGAGUAUCCAUCUGCCGUUGGGAAAAAUAAAAAGGAAGCUAAGGAGGAAGCGGCCAAGCUAGUAUAUCAGAGCUUGGGUGUGACAUAUAAACAUCACAAACCAACAAAUUUCGUUGGAAUCGUUAACAACUACUGUCAGAAAACAGGCCGAACUCUUGAUUUCAUUAAACUGAAAGAACCACCAAAUUACCCUCAGUUUUCCUACAAAUUUGUGAUCAACAAUAAGGACUACCCGGAGGGUGAAGGUGAAACUGCAAUGGAAGCCAAACAAAAGGCAGCUCAGCUGGCCUGGUCUGCUCUUCAGGAACAAUCAGACUGGGACAGCAAGGUAUCCUUCAGGUCAACCAUGUCUGAAGACAGUGUAAUGUCAUCACCAGCAGCCAUACUGGAGUCCCCUGAGGCAUUGUCAGAAGUCACAACGCGGAGUGAAAGUGAAUCAGUAAUAUUCACCGAGUCAUUGAACCUGUCUGAGAAGGUGUCCCUCAUGUCAACUUCAUCUGUAGACAUUCCACCAACCAGGCUGUCAACACCUUCACUGGAGUCUCUUGAAGCAUCAUCAAAAAGCAUGCCAACAAGUACGAGUGACUCUGUAAUCUUCACUGAUUCGUCACACCCUUCCAUGGAACAGGAUGCUAACAAAAACAAAAUAACGGACAACAAACCAAGUGAAACAUCACUCCAAUCACAGUUUACGUCAGGCUUUGAUUCCAUUGAAUGUCUCGCUAAAGGAGGCUAUGGUCAUGUUUACAAAGCAAGAGAUAAACUGGUGAACAAGUAUUAUGCUGUAAAGAUAGUUCGCAAUAAAGAAAAAGCUUUAAGGGAGGUGGGGGCAUUAUCAGACCUCGACCACUCCAACAUUGUUAGAUACUACACAUGUUGGCUGGAGGAUUCAGAAUACCUGUGGGACAAUACAACUGACAGUUGCAGUACUUCCCAGUCUAAUGGUAAUUCAUCACAAAAGUACCUCUAUAUUAAGAUGGAGCUAUGUGACAGCAAAACACUCAAAGACUGGAUAAAUGAGAGGAAUGAGAAAACUCUGCAAGAGCCUAUGAGAAGAGCAGAAACUCUCCUCAUUAUCCAGCAAAUAGUCAGUGGCGUGGAAUGCAUUCACUCCCACAAACUCAUCCACAGGGACCUUAAGCCUACAAACAUCAUGUUUGGAAAGGAUGGGAAAGUGAAGAUUGGAGAUUUUGGUCUAGUUGCUGCUGAGACUGACGAUGAUGAUGAAAAUCAGACUGAGAGAACGGGGAAAACGGGAACAAAAUCUUACAUGGCUCCCGAACAGAGGACCAAAAAGCGAUAUGGCCGCAAAGUGGACAUAUUUGCUCUGGGACUGAUCUAUUUUGAACUCCUUUGGCACAUCUCUUCUGGGCAUGAAAGAUCAAAGAUUUUCACAGAUGUCAGAAAGCAAAUUCUCCCUGAAGAAUUUUCAAAGAAGUUUCCUGAAGAGAACAAGAUAAUCAUGUCAAUGCUGUGUGAGACGCCAGAAAACCGACCUGAAGCGAGCGCACAGAAGGCAGAGCUGGAAAAGUGGGCUCAGACAUUCAAAUCACAAUAUGUGCAUCCAGAAAGUUUAACUGGUUAAUCAGCACUUACUAAUCUUAUCUUUUGUUUGUCUGUAUUUUCAUACAUGUAUUUGAUGUUCUGCUGUAUAUCUAAAGCAGUGGCGUGCAGUCACUUUUUACAGGAAGUAAAGUAAGGAUCAUGAACUGUGGGAAUAAAAUAUUUAAACUGAUGCCAUAUUACAGCCUUUGCUUUGUAAUAAAUGGGAUGCUGAGGAAAAUAAAGUAAUGACCAAACAUGGUGUAAAGUUCAUUUACCUUCUGUACAGUUGCUUUUUGUAUUUUACUGUAUAAUUUGGGAAUUUUAGGGUCUGGUUCUAGAAAGCUAGUACUGUAAUGAUUUACUUGUGCUUUACAAUAAAAAUCAGUCUG